Molecule: messenger RNA, 597 nt
Organism: Paralichthys olivaceus (Japanese flounder)
Lineage: Eukaryota; Metazoa; Chordata; Actinopteri; Pleuronectiformes; Paralichthyidae
Source: RefSeq, a predicted model, not a curated record
AUGGUUUUUUUAACGUCGUCCUCAGCCACGUUGCUCCACUUCCUGCCUCAGCUGGAGGAGAUGGACGUUUCCUGGAACGAGCUGAUUGGUGGAUGUCUGAGCGCGUUGACCUCUCACCUCCAUCAUGUGGGCGGGAUCAGGACGCUGAGGCUCCGCAGCUGCAGGCUGAACGCUGGUGAUGUCACUGCACUGGGGGAGGCUCUCUGCUGCGUCCCACAUUUGGAGAUCCUCGAUAUGUCCUGGAACGGCGGUGUUGGAGGCGGAGGGCUGCAAGGCCUCCUGGGUAAAAUGCACCCACCACUGAGGGAGAUUCACCUGGUUUCCUGUCAGCUCUCUGCAGCUGAUGCUACUGCGCUGGGGGGAGUUUUGUCUGCUCUCCCCAGACUCUCGGUGCUGGACGUCUCCUGUAACCCUCAGCUCUCGCAGGAAGUCGUCGGUGGCGGCGGCUUCAGUGACCUGGCCGCCUCCCUCUCUCACGCCACCUCCCUCACCACGCUUCGACUGCAGGCCUGCGGUCUGUCGACGGACCACCUCGACGCUCUGGGUAGGAGAUCUAGUCUUCUGUGAACUGUCAGCGUGUAUUCGAGAUGAUGAAAG